Prorocentrum cordatum is the source of this 1659-nucleotide messenger RNA. Lineage: Eukaryota; Dinophyceae; Prorocentrales; Prorocentraceae. The record is from the annotation of a GenBank genome assembly.
CGCACUCGGCUGCCAAGGUUGUCCACUCCAUGGAGCUGCACGCCAUUGACGACCGUCACGCCCCCAUUCCACAUCACUUCGCCCGUGGUGCUGCCGCUGGUGCUGACCUACAGCCUGAUCUUCUUCGACAGCGUCUUCGAGCCCAUCGGGAUGCCAAUCGUGCCAAACAUCGUGUCGGGCUGCUCCAUCCUGAAGCUCUUCCCGCAGUGCAUCAACACGUCGAGCCCCCAGAUCCUCUCCUGCAAGAUCGAGGCGGCCUCGUGCGUCGUGGUCUCUUCUCCGAGCCGCGGUAGCUCCCUACAGCCUGGCUGUUCGGUGCCUCCGCAGCUUGCGCAUUCAGGUUCUCCCUUCUCCGAGCGGGGCGAGCUGCUUACGAGCGUCCACGGUGUCUACUCCUCGCUCCCCGCCUCCGCGGCCGCGAACAUUGACACGGCGAUCGCGCCCCUUGUGAAGAACAUCGCACGUCUCCUCUCCAACAGCGAGCAACAGCAGCGAGACCUACGACAUAAGGUGGACAGUCUGCAGCGUGACCUCUCAGUUCUACGUACGGAGCACCAGCACACAGUCUCCAAGAUCGUCGACGCCGCCCGCUACCAGAUGGAGAACAUGGCCCACCAGCUCGGGCAGCUCAUGGACACACCCCCGCUGAAGCAGCAGCCCCCCGACACAUUCGACUCCCAGGGCUACUCCCACAACGUGAGCUCCCAGCUGCCGCCCACCGACGCGACCAACUUCGAGCAGUUCUCCGUCGCGUCCAACCCGCUGCCUGCCAUCGCGUUCAACCUGACCGCCGACGCGCCCAACCACAAGAACGACGACGACCUGAACAUCGCCAGCGUGCACCUGCAGGGCGAACCGCUGACCGACCCGCACGCCGCCCACGUCCGUGACGAGUACCCCGACGCGAUCGCGGUGCCUGUCCUCACCGUGCCGCUGGACGCCGACGACGCGACCAACCUGCAGCAGUUCUCCGUCGCGUCCAACCCGCUGCCUGCCAACGCGUUCAACCUGACCGCCGACGCGCCCCACCACACGAGCGACGACGACCAUGACAUCGCCAGCGUGCACCUGCAGGGCGUACCGCUGACCGACCCGCACGCCGCCCACGUCCUUGACGAGUACCCCGACGCGAUCGCGGAGCCUGUCUCCACCGUGCCGCUGGACGCCGACGCCGCGCAGCCUUGCGCGCCCGCCUCCAUCGACACGCUGCAGUACAGAAUCCAAGAGCUGAUCAACAAUAAUGGCAACAUCGGCUACCGCUCGGCCCACAAGAAGCUGAACUCGGACGAGCGCUUCCCCAAAGUCUCGCUGAAGAAGGUUCAGAGCGCAUUGCAAACGUUCCGCCAGCAGCAAGAGGACCUUGCAGCUGAAGCGGACACGACGGGCAUUUCUCCCGUACCGCCUGGAGCACCGUACCGCCUAGAGCACCUGAUCGAGGACAUCACAACGCUGGACGACCUGUACACCCUCGCACAGUACUACGGAUACCUGGACAGCGACUCCGACGGCGACUCCACUGCCUCGGACUGGUCCCCCGCGGCCUGGGCCGACAACUUCGACGAGCACCUCGCCACCAGCGACUCCGAGAACGGCGACCACCUCUCCUCCGACCUCCACUCCGCCGACAAGAAGUACCACCGCUACGGCGCCGCCUCGCCC